Tribolium madens (black flour beetle) is the source of this 1137-nucleotide messenger RNA. Its product is annotated as sodium channel protein Nach-like. Gene Ontology annotation, molecular function: ligand-gated sodium channel activity. Bases 1 to 1137 code for a protein of 378 amino acids. The transcript has 8 exons. The record is from RefSeq and is a predicted model, not a curated record. Gene Ontology annotation, cellular component: membrane. Gene Ontology annotation, biological process: sodium ion transmembrane transport. Lineage: Eukaryota; Metazoa; Arthropoda; Insecta; Coleoptera; Tenebrionidae.
AUGAAGACUAAACUGUUUAAUUUAAUACAAAACUUUGCAAAACAAACCACUAUUCAUGGUUUGCACAUUAUCGGAAUUCCAAAAUUGCAUUUCUUAGAACGGAUAUUUUGGGUUGUGGUCGUAGCAAUGGCAGCCGGUGGAGCCAUUGCUAUCACAUAUUCAAACUGGAUGCGUUAUUUGGCAAAUCCGACAGUAGUUUCAAUUCAGAAAGAUUUCAGAAAUUGGCUUAAUCCAUUUCCUGCUGUUACAGGAUGUUUUGUCGAUAAAACCGACAAGAAAAAAGCUAAUCAAUACAUACAAGACCACAAUAAAACUUCAGUUGUGACUCAACGAAUUUUAAGAUGCCACUAUUUGAACGGUUUGUGCUACGCUCGAUACGACUCGGAUCCUGACCUUCCUAUAAAAUAUUACACACAUUCGUAUUUGGAAGUAGCCCAUGCCACCAUUGACCCGCCUCUCGUAGUCCACGAAAGCGAAGAACUCGAAAUUAAUUACAGAAUGCAAGAAACUGAAUCUUCUCUAGCUCUCCAUGACCUCUCACCUUCGCAACGAAGAUGCCGCUUUUACAAUGAACCUAUUUCUGAUGAGUUGCCAGUUUACAGCAGCAGCUUAUGUUACAUGGAAUGUCGCUAUAAACUUGCCUUAAAAUUGUGUGGUUGUCGACCGAUUUUUUAUCACAAUUUCGGUGGUAAAGAAUGCGAUAUGAAAGGUCUCCUCUGUUUGGCCCAACAUUCUGAUUAUAUCACCAGACGUCCGAGCCAAAUUGGCUGCAAUUGUCCGCAACCGUGCAAUAUUAUAAUUUAUUUUCCUCAAGUUCCCAAAUUUACCAAAUGGGAAUACGGAUAUUUUGAACAAAGAAUGACGUUUAGGUGGGCCCUUUUAGCCCCUACUACAAAGUUUCAUCGAGACGUUCUUUUUGGUUUUGAAGAUUUAGUUGUCUCUUUUGGUGGCACAUUGGCUUUAUUUUUAGGAAUCAGCUUUAUUAUAUUUGAAUUUUUCAUAAACUUAAUUGGACGUAAAUCAUUACUUCGUAUUUCAUUAUCCUGUGGGUGGUUAAGGAACUGCGUAAAACAGGAAGAGAAUGAUGAAGUUUCAUUACAAUUGAGUACUCUCAACGACCCAGAACUAGAUUUCUGA